AUGGGUAAUUGGUUCGGAGAUCUCAAUCUUGGGCUGAAAUAUGCCAUCGUUCUUGGGGCAUUGAUUUUCCUGGUAUUUAUUGCCGGAUUUAUGAAAUUGUUCUAUGUCAGGCAGAAGACCAGAAAGAUCAUGGCGGAAGCCAAAGCCAAAGCCGCCAACGAGGAAGGAAAAAUAGAGCAAAUUGCGCUCAACCAGCGCGAAGAAGGCGAAGGUGAUCUUUUCGGUAUCCGCGCCCUCGAACGGGGUUUCUACGGCGGUGUCGCGCAGUCCCGCCCUACAACACCCACACCCGCCAGCAUGUCCGCCAGCACUCUCGUACAAUCCGGAAACAUCCCCUUCGGCCAGGGCAGCGCCACCAGCAGCGUCAUCACUAUUGACGUCGGAAACCCCAAAGGCCCCGCACAACUCCCACCCUCAAAGGUGGCAGUCGAUAUGCAGCUCAACGUCCCCGACUCCCCAAAGCACCCGCGGUCUCCCGAGUCCCCAAGCUUCCCGAGAUCGCCCAGCCCGUUGUCGAGAGGAAGCUCACCACAGCUCGAGUCGGAUAUUCCAAGUAGUGGGCUCGGUCUGAAUAACUACUCGUCCUCCAAUGGAGGACCGAAAAUACAGAACUCUCCGCCUAGCUCCCCUGCGGGAACAAAUUUUAGUCGCCCCCCUCCACCGUCGCCACCUAGGCCGCAGAUUAAGAUUGAUGGACCUAUAGAUGAUGGUGAUGAGCAGAACCAGAACGAGAGGUUUCCGUCGCGACGAUGA
Messenger RNA from Morchella importuna, 753 nucleotides. RefSeq lists its product as uncharacterized. The record is from RefSeq and is a predicted model, not a curated record. NCBI's taxonomy places the organism in Eukaryota, Fungi, Ascomycota, Pezizomycetes, Pezizales, Morchellaceae. The transcript has 6 exons. Bases 1 to 753 code for a protein of 250 amino acids.